Messenger RNA from Colias croceus (clouded yellow), 5572 nucleotides. RefSeq lists its product as uncharacterized. Gene Ontology annotation, molecular function: protein binding; protein tyrosine phosphatase activity. Lineage: Eukaryota; Metazoa; Arthropoda; Insecta; Lepidoptera; Pieridae. Bases 149 to 4900 code for a protein of 1583 amino acids. The record is from RefSeq and is a predicted model, not a curated record. Gene Ontology annotation, biological process: protein dephosphorylation. The transcript has 21 exons.
GACAGACGGCGGGGUCCUAGUUCGAUGGCACUUUGAUUGAAACAAUUUAGACGAAAUAAAUGACUUGUUGACGAGAUUAUAUCCGCCUGCAUAUUAUAUUGUAGUAAAAAUGUGGUGUAUGAACAAUUUUUAGACUAUUUUCACGGCUAUGUACCGUGUGUUUUGUGAUAUAAAGAUGUAUAUUCAGUACACGUUAGGAGCCAUUUUUGUAUUUAUUUUGUGCGUUCAUUGUGAUAAUGCUGCUAUUAACAACGAAAUUUUGGAGAUUUACGUUCCGUCCGCUCCACAAAACCUCACAGCAAACAGAGUCAUAUCAGAUGAAAUACAUCUAUCAUGGGCCCCGCCAGCCACCUACACUGUUCACAUUCUAGACACAUCCACAGACCGCAACGAAAGAACAACGCACCACCAGCCAGACCUUCAAGUCAUACCCAAAGACCUGCAGGGUGAUGCGCCAACGACGGAAGAAAAACAAGAUACAGACGCCCUUAUCAAACAAGAGAGACUCAAAGAUGACUACGCGUACAAUUUAUAUAAAAACGACAAACUUAAAUAUAACGAUGAGUUCUCAGCGUCAGAUAUACUAACAGAUGAAUAUAGGAAUAAGAGGGAGAUUCGAUCACAUAGACAUAGAAAGAGGCGGCAGGAUAACACAACGGAAAUUAGGUCACACGAGAAUGGCAUGGAGACGCAUCAAGCGUUCGAGUUACCAAUAGAAGUGGUCAAGAAAUCGGCACCUGCCAAAAUCGAUAUAACCCAAAUCGCAUACGUUUUGUAUUAUGAAGAAGGUGUAUCGAUCCGGAAAGGUGCGAGUGACUCGGUUGUUGUCAUGGGAGUGCCGUCAUCAGAUCAGGUGAAAAGGAAGAAUGUGUUCAGGAGUGAUCUGGGUAUGGAGGACUAUUUGAACGCAACCAGGAAUCUCACGCUUUUGAAUACGUCCGGUGUACCGACGAAGGUGGUUGGGUUUAGGUUGAAGAAUUUAAAACCAUUUACGCCAUACAAAAUCUGGGUGCGAGCGUUUUACAAUUUCCAACUAACGGGAGUGAAGUCCCACGACCUCAUACAGCGGCUCGGACCGCAGUCGGAGGCGUUGUAUGUGCUGUCUGAUGUGAAGCCGCCAUCUGCGCCGAUAAUAUUGAACCUUACCUGUGAUCUACCUAAUGGUAUCCUCUACUUACAAUGGCGUCAACCGCUAGAAUACAACAACUCGCUCGAUCAGUACGUGGUGACACUUCGCAAGAUACCGGAACAACAGCCAAGGACGCGACUCACUCUGCCAACUAACAAGGAUGAUAUAGAGACCACUAUCAGUGUGAAAGUUGAACUAUGGAACGUUACGCGUUAUGAAGUUAAAAUCUACGCAGUUACACUGUCGGUGGCUCGACCCAAUGCUCUAAUCAAUGGAUCCGAAUCGCCGCCAGAGACGGUAUCAAGCGAAUGGUGCACCGCGCAUUCAGAAGCGAUGUCCCCAGCUGAGAUGGGCAAAGCUAUGCGAGGCGCUAACGCGUCUGUAGCGCUUUUAGCCGCUGCUUUACUGACCGUUCUAGCCGCUGUCAGCGCUGGAUUGUUGUAUUGGAGAUGCAGAUCUCGCCUCAGCAAAUGUAUCAGUGCGGCUUAUAAUUAUUUAGAGGAGGGUGGCGAGAGGGCAGCUAGAGCGCCACUUAACACUUAUAAAAAGCCAGUAGUGCGUACGCCGGUGAGUGGUGCGGGCGCAGCUGCGGGCGAGAGCUGCGGCGGGCGGCCCCCGCGCAUCGCCGGCGCGCACUGCCCGCUCGUGCGCGCGCCGCACUUCCCAAGGCACGUGGCCGCGCUGCACGCCGACGGCGACAUCGGCUUCAGCAAAGAAUACGAAGUAGUUGUAGCAAAAUCGGCCGCGUUGGGCCACACUAGUCAUCACAGCUACAGACCGGAGAACAGACUGAAAAACAGAUAUUUGAAUAUAACUGCAUACGACCACUCGCGCGUGUGCGUAUCAGCGGGCGGGCGUUGCGGGGCCGCGGGCUGCGUGGGCGCAGGUCGUGGUAUCGCAUGUGACUACGUGAAUGCCAACUUCAUAGACGGCAUGCUGCCUGCGCUGAGUGACGCGGCUGUGGCUCGGCUUGAGCGGCGGUUGGAGAGACGGAAGAGACCACACAGACAACCUUCAGUCAAAGCAUCGAAGCCACCACCAAAUCUGGCUGAAGGAAUAGAAUCUGCGUUCCUCAACAUAGAAUUUUCUGGAAUCGUCGAGUCGGAGGAGCAACGUGAUUCGGACAGUGAUACGAGCGAUGAUGAUGAUCAAUUGGAUGAUGUAUUUGUGGAAAUCAACGGUGUCCCACGACAAAUAAAACUGGAGUGGGUGGUGUGGAAGCGACGGUACAUAGCGACCCAGGGCCCCACGCCGGCAACACUGGACGCGUUCUGGCGAAUGAUAUGGCAACAUCGCGUGCGGACACUUGUCAUGAUCACUAACUUGGUGGAGAGGGGACGGCGGAAAUGCGACAUGUACUGGCCGUCGGGCGGGCGCGGCAGCAGCGCGGAGUUCGGCGGCGUGCACGUCACGCUGCUGUACGAGGACGUGCGGGCUGCGUACACGAUACGACACCUGAAGGUCACGCCCGUGGUGACAGAGAGCAGCGGCGGGGAGGAUUCGCCCGAGCACAGCCGGCACAUAGUGCAGUACCACUACACGGUGUGGCCCGACCACGGCACGCCGCGCCACCCGCUCGCCGUGCUGCCCUUCGUGCGGGCCGCCGCUGACCCCGGCACCGUGCUCGUGCACUGCAGCGCUGGAGUCGGCAGAACGGGCACGUACAUAGUAAUAGACGCACAAUUAAACCAAUUGAAACUAACGGGGACGUUAUCCCCGCUCGGGUUCCUAUGCAGAGCGCGCACACAACGAAAUCACCUCGUACAAACCGAAGAGCAGUACGUAUUCGUACACGACGCCUUACUAGAGUACGUACGCUCUGGCAACACUGAAGUCGAAUUCGCUAAAGCCAGAGAAUACCUCGUCAAACUGCUAGAACCGAUCUCGGAAGACGAGCUAGCGGUUAUGGACCUUAGCCCAGUUAGAAAUAAGAGCGUUAAUGACUUGACAACUGUUGAGAAUGACGUCACAAGCGUCAAGUCGAGUAGUGAAAAAGAUAAGACUGAAGUUAUGGAGAAUGGCAGUGAAAUGUCAAUAAAAACUGAUGAACUGAACAGCGAGCCGAGUAAAUCUUCGGAUGGGCAGGAGAAAGAGGUGCUGGUUAAUGGGGAUGAAAGUGAGGGUGUGUAUGACUUGGCGCCAAGGUCUACGGACACGUAUAGCAAGAAAAUGGCCGCGUAUAAUAGUAUGAGUGAAGAGGAGAAAGAAGAGAUUAGGAGAGCAAAUCGUGCAGAAAAUUACGCACUAUUAGAGCGAAUGCGUUCGUUGGCGAAUCGGCAGCCAACGUACCAAGGGCCGCCGCCUGUCAAUUUGUUGGAAAAACAAUAUCAGUUGAUAACACGUUCAUGCGUAGAGCCAAGUGUAUGUGCACGCGCCCCACACAAUGCUGAGAAGAAUCGGCCCGGUGGCAUUCUACCUUCUGAUUCUGCUAGAGUCAUGCUCGUUCCGAAACCUGGUGUUGAGGGCAGCGAGUACGUGAACGCGUCGUGGGUGUGCGGGCGGCGGCGCAUGCGCGAGUACGCGGUGGCGCAGCACCCGGGCGGUGGGGGCGAGCUGUGGCGGCUGCUGUGGGACCACACGGGGCAGCUCGUGCUCGUGCUGCCGGAGCGCCCGCGUGGGGACCAGGAUUGCGACGUGUUCUGGCCGACGGAAGAUGACAGGGAGCUGUUCAUCGCGAACUUUAGAGCGAGUUUUGUGUCAAAGGAAACGUACGUGGCACAUCGGCGGCCAGAUAGAAAGGCUGCUGACACACCAGUGGAAGCACAGUCACCUGAAGUUAACGGUUAUAGGCGGCAGGAAGGCUCGGAGUGCGCAGACGAUGAACGACUUAUCCCAGAGAGCAAUUCGCCAAUCACAGAUCCGGAACCGGCCUAUCGCUUCGACAGAACAGAAUUACGCCUAGAUUCUUUGAAUGGCAGCAGAGAUCUAUCAGCGCGCAAAUCAAUAGCCAACGGCGAUCUAUUCUCAUCCCUACAAGAAAAGAAAAACGGCCCAAAAUCGCCUAGAAGUCCGUCAAAAAUGUCGCUGAAAAACUUCAAACUGAGUUCUCCAACGAAGUUUAAGUUCCCCGAGUGGGGAGCGCGGUCAGCUGGCUCCCCACCAGAGGAAGCACCCCCUCCCCCUCCCAUAGAACCUUCCCUAACCGUAGAAGAAGAAAUGGAACUACACAGGCCGUGUUAUUAUUUCGAGCGAGUCGACAGUGUCAGUGAUGAUGUGCCCACGGACAGAGUGAUCGAAGUGACGAACGUUAGUGUGCAUUCGUUGCAGGACGAUUAUCAAUUAAGUGUUAAGUUCAUACGGUGUUGUGGCUGGUUAAGCGGAGAUACUACGGAGUAUACUCCUGGGUCGCCGGAUGAUAAUGAGUUCGUGAGGGCCGUGAGGGAGGGGAGUGGGAGUGAAAGGGAAAAGGCGUUGGAUAGACUGGUCGAGCCGUAUAAGGACUCGUUUGCGCUGAUAGAGUUCGUGGCUGGCUGCCAGAUGGAGUAUAAGAACGGGCCUGUGGUUGUUGUUGACAAACUGGGCGGUUGGCGCGCGCUUUCCUUCUGCGCACUAAGCGCAGCAUGCGGCGGCGCUCGCAACCCCGCUGUACACGAGCCGGGAGCCGAACACGCGCCCCCCUGCCACACCGCUGAUGUAUACUGCGCAUGCGCAUUACAAGCACACGCGAGAUCCUCCCCCCACCCGUCGCAGCCAGCCUUCCCCCCACGGGCGUUACUAGCGUGCUACUGCGCGCUGGCUGUGUACGGCCCCCGGCUGCCGGCGAUCAGCUGAGCCGCUCACCCAUAAGGUCACGAGCGCAUCACAAAGAGUCUGAUACGUAGUGUAAAUACUCAGUGCGUUGUGCGGUAGCGAAGUAUUAUUUGACCAAACGUUGGUAAUGCCGUAUCCAUAGUGUGUUGUAAAGCUCAAAUGUUGGCCCACUGGUUGGUCAAUGUUGGCCAAUGUUUGUGAUAGAAAUUUUUAUGAAAUGAAGUCUUGUUCGCAGUUGAAAGUUUUAUGAGUAUAUUUGUUAUUUAAUAUAAAAAAAAUUUAUGUGUAUGCCCAAAACAAAGUAAUCCUAAAGUAUCUUAAAUUUUUUCAAUCGCUUUUAAAAUGUGUAUAAUUCUGCAAUAGAUGUCCGUUUGGACCACUAUUUAUCAAGAAAACGAGUUGUUUUUUUAAAUAAAACACAUUUCAGUUCAAAAGUUUAUUUAUUGUCACAUUUCUAAGUAAACAUUGGCGCCAACAUUGGCCAUAACCUAUAUACAUAUAAAAUUAACGUAGUUGAUGUAAUUCAUUGGCAAAUAACCUAGAUCAAGUUAAAGUUUCGUCUCUUAUGUAAUAAGAUGAGGUUGUGUGAGUAAUGUAAACACAAGUUAGUAGGUUUAGAGCGGACAAACAUACAAAAAAUGGGGGGGAGAAUGUUCUAUGAAAUAGCGUAUUUAUUAGAAAGUAUAAAUCAAA